Molecule: messenger RNA, 2561 nt
Organism: Durio zibethinus
Lineage: Eukaryota; Viridiplantae; Streptophyta; Magnoliopsida; Malvales; Malvaceae
Product: methylenetetrahydrofolate reductase (NADH) 2-like
Biological process (GO): tetrahydrofolate interconversion
Cellular component (GO): cytosol
Molecular function (GO): methylenetetrahydrofolate reductase [NAD(P)H] activity; FAD binding
Source: RefSeq, a predicted model, not a curated record
AUAUAUAUACACACAAUUAUAUUAUUACAAAAAAUCAUCUUAAUUAAUGCAUCGGAUUGUAUUUAAGUAAGAUACCAAUAAUUCUUAGUUUUGUUAAGAAAUGCUAACAAAAAUUUGUCAAUGUUUCAAGCUGACUGCAACAUGUCGCUGUCUAUGGUUGGUAAACGAUAGGUAACAUAGGAGCUAUCGUAUCGUAUCGUAAGUACAGAAAAGGGUUUACAGUCUCAACUCUCAAGUUGGUGUCUGGUGAUUGGUGGCUAAUACUGGCUUCUGGGUUCUUGAGUGGCAACUUUGUCAUUUCAAACACACCAACCCCUACCCAUCUCUCUCAAAUACUUCCUGCUUCCAGACCCAUUCUUGCCUCUCCGAUCUCUCUCUUCAGCCGUAACUCUUUUUUGUUGGUGACACGGAGAGUCCAAUCCAGCUAAAGAUGAAAGUGAUAGAGAAGAUCCAGUCUGUGCAAGACGACCAAGGGAAAGUGGUUUUUUCCUUCGAGUUCUUCCCUCCAAAGACUGAGGAUGGAGUAGACAACCUGUUUGAGAGGAUGGAUCGUAUGGUUGCUCAUAAUCCAUCAUUCUGUGACAUUACAUGGGGUUCAGGUGGUUCCACUGCUGAUCUCACCUUGGACAUUGCCAACAAGAUGCAGAAUAUUAUCUGUGUGGAGACAAUGAUGCACCUCACUUGCACCAAUAUGCCUGUAGAGAAGAUUGACCAUGCUCUUCAGACCAUCAAGUCCAAUGGCAUUCAGAAUGUUCUUGCCCUCCGAGGUGAUCCUCCUCAUGGUCAGGACAAGUUUGUCCAGGUCGAAGGUGGCUUCGCCUGUGCCCUUGAUCUGGUGAAACAUAUUAGAGCGAAAUAUGGUGAUUACUUUGGCAUAACAGUUGCUGGUUAUCCAGAGGCACAUCCUGAUGCCAUAGGAAGUAAUGGUGUAGCGACACCUGAAGCUUAUCAGAAUGAUCUUGCUUACUUGAAGAGAAAGGUUGAUGCAGGAGCUGAUCUGAUUAUUACUCAACUGUUUUAUGAUACCGAUAUCUUUCUAAAAUUUGUCAAUGACUGUCGCCAAAUUGGAAUUUCAUGUCCUAUUGUGCCGGGUAUUAUGCCCAUUAAUAACUACAAGGGUUUCUUGCGAAUGACUGGCUUCUGCAAAACUAAGAUACCACAUGAGAUUACUGCUGCCUUAGAGCCUAUCAAGGACAACGAAGAAGCUGUCAAAUCCUAUGGAAUUCACCUUGGAACGGAAAUGUGCCGCAAGAUUUUAGCUCAUGGGAUUAGGACAUUGCACCUUUAUACAUUAAACAUGGAGAAAUCUGCAUUAGCUAUACUAAUGAAUCUUGGAUUGUUUGAAGAGUCCAAAAUUUCUAGGUGUUUACCUUGGAGACGCCCUGCAAAUGUUUUUCGUGUUAAAGAAGAUGUUCGUCCUAUAUUUUGGGCUAACCGUCCAAAGAGUUACAUAUCCAGGACUAUUGGUUGGGAUCACUAUCCACAUGGGCGAUGGGGUGAUUCUCGAAAUCCAUCAUAUGGUGCACUCACUGACCAUCAGUUCAUGAGGCACCGUGCACGUGACAAGAAACUUCAUGAAGAAUGGGUUACCCCAUUGAAAAGCAUUGACGACGUUCAAGAGAAAUUUAAAAAUUAUUGUCUGGGUAAGUUGAGAAGUAGUCCUUGGUCAGAAUUGGAUGGCCUUCAGCCAGAGACAAAGAUCAUACAUGAACAGCUGGGAAGGAUCAAUUUGAAGGGUUUCCUUACCAUCAAUAGCCAACCAGCUGUCAAUGGAGAGCGCUCGGAUUCUCCAUCUGUUGGUUGGGGAGGCCCUGGAGGGUAUGUUUACCAGAAGGCUUAUCUUGAGUUCUUCUGCUCAAUGGAAAAAUUAGAUGCACUUGUCAACAAGUGCAAGGCGAUCCCGUGUGUUACCUACUUUGCCACCAACAAAAACGGGAAUCUGUUAUCAAACAUUGGCCUGACCGAUGUUAAUGCAGUAACAUGGGGAGUCUUCCCAGCUAAAGAAAUAAUCCAGCCAACGGUGGUGGAUCCCGCCAGCUUCAUGGUGUGGAAGGAUGAAGCAUUUGAAAUUUGGUCAAGAGCAUGGUGUGCCUUGUAUCCAGAGGGUGAUCCAUCAAAAAAAUUGCUGGAAGAGAUUCAGAGCAGCUAUUAUUUGGUGAGCUUGGUUGAUAACGAUUACAUAGGUGGUGAUAUUUUUUCUGCUUUUGAAGAUCUUUGAAGAUGAGAUGCUCUGCUAUGCUCAACUUACCAAAUCUCUUAAGCCCACAUUUAAGGCUGCUUUUCUUCUAAUUAUGCUAUAUUAUAUUAUCUUAAGUAUAGUUUUUAAUUCGACGAGCGAAAUUAAUAGGAUAAUACAUAAUUUUUAGGAUAUAUAAAAAAAAUAAAAAAUUAAUUAAAAAAAUAAGAUACGCACUAGUCUUUUAAUUUCGUUUGUUUGUGUAAUAAGGAAUUCAUCAAAAAAGAAAAAAAAAAGGAAAAAUUUGUAAUGAUAACUCAUUUGGAAUUUUGACACAUUCCCUUCACCAUGCAAAUUGAGAUAUCUCAAUAACAUAUUUAUUUUG